UUCUCCCCGCGGCGUGACGCGCUCGCCCGGCCGCGCACCGCGUCCUCGGUCGUGGCGGCGCCCCCUAGCGGUCGGGCGGCCGACGCCUCGGGAGCGCAGGGCGGACGGGGCGGGGCGCGGAGUUGGGGAAAAGUUGCCGGAGCGGGAGAGGAAGUGGGCAGAGCGGAGCUGCGCGGCCCGGGGCGCCAUGAGGGUCCGCACGGCCGCGAGGUGGACCUGGGCGGGCCGGAGCUGCGCGCUGCUGGCGCUGCUCUCCGCGGCGUACGUGCUGGUGGAGAUCUCGGUAUCCGCCUUCCAGGGCGCCCCGGAGGACGGCCGCGCUCAGGAGCGGGGCUCCAGGAGCCUCGCCAACCUUCAGAAAAUUUCAGAGGAUUUGUCCCGACCGCUCUACGAGAAGCCCCCAGCCGAUACCCACGCGCUGGGCGAGUGGGGGCGAGCGAGCAAACUCCAGCUCGGCGAGGGGGAGCUGAAGCAGCAAGAGGAACUCAUCGAGAGGUAUGCCAUCAACAUCUACCUCAGUGACAGGAUUUCCCUGCACCGCCACAUAGAGGACAAAAGAAUGUAUGAGUGUAAAUUCAAGAAGUACGACUACAGGAGGCUUCCCACCACCUCCGUCAUCAUCGCCUUCUACAACGAAGCCUGGUCCACCUUGCUGCGCACCAUUCACAGCGUUCUGGAGACUUCCCCCGCCGUCCUGUUGAAGGAGAUCAUCUUGGUGGAUGAUUUGAGCGACAGAGUGUAUCUGAAGACACAACUGGAAACUUACAUCAGCAAUCUGGAUCGAGUCCGCUUGAUCAGAACCAAUAAGCGAGAGGGCCUGGUCCGGGCCCGCCUAAUCGGAGCCACUUUUGCCACUGGCGAUGUCCUCACCUUCCUGGAUUGUCACUGUGAGUGUAACUCCGGCUGGCUGGAACCACUCCUGGAAAGGAUUGGCGGGGAUGAGACAACAGUCGUUUGUCCUGUGAUAGACACCAUUGAUUGGAAUACUUUUGAGUUCUACAUGCAGACAGGGGAGCCUAUGAUUGGGGGGUUUGACUGGCGGUUAACGUUCCAGUGGCAUUCUGUUCCCAAACAUGAAAGGGAGAGGCGGACCUCAAGGAUUGACCCCAUCAGGUCGCCCACUAUGGCCGGAGGGCUGUUCGCCGUCAGCAAGAAAUACUUUGAGUACCUGGGGACCUACGACACGGGCAUGGAAGUGUGGGGAGGUGAAAACCUCGAGCUGUCUUUUAGGGUGUGGCAGUGCGGUGGCAAAUUGGAGAUCCACCCGUGUUCUCACGUGGGCCAUGUGUUCCCUAAGCGGGCGCCCUAUGCUCGCCCCAAUUUCCUACAGAAUACUGCUCGGGCAGCAGAGGUGUGGAUGGAUGAAUACAAAGAGCAUUUCUACAAUCGAAACCCUCCAGCACGGAAAGAAGCUUACGGUGAUAUUUCUGAAAGAAAAUUAUUACGAGAACGGCUAAAAUGCAAAAGCUUCGACUGGUAUUUGAAAAAUGUGUUUUCUAAUUUACACGUCCCAGAGGAUAGACCAGGCUGGCACGGGGCUAUUCGCAGUUUGGGGAUCUCUUCUGAAUGUUUAGAUUAUAAUUCACCUGACAGCAACCCCACAGGGGCUAACCUUUCACUGUUUGGAUGCCACGGUCAAGGAGGCAAUCAGUUCUUUGAAUACACUUCAAACAAAGAAAUACGGUUUAAUUCCGUGACUGAGCUGUGUGCGGAGGUUCCUGAGCAAAAAAAUUACGUAGGGAUGCAGAACUGUCCUAAAGAUGGGUCUCCUGCCCCAGUAAACAUCAUUUGGCAUUUUAAAGAUGAUGGGACCAUCUUCCAUCCACAUUCAGGACUUUGCCUUAGUGCUUAUCGGACACCUGAGGGCCGACCUGACGUGCAGAUGAGAACUUGUGAUGCCCUAGAUAAAAAUCAGAUCUGGAGGUUUGAGAAAUAGCAGGGGCCCAAGGCCACUUUUAUCUGGAGCUAAGGAGAGCAUCAGGAAAGUCAGAGCCUCAGUAAAGACAGUGGUUUGUCAGCAGUCACCCAACUGCAAGAGCACCAGAGAGCUGAGGUUCAUUUUGGAAUGUUACCCUAAAACGGGGGUGCACGGAGUGCUGCUGUUCAGUAAUUCAAAGUGCCUUUCCUAUGGCUCCUUUCGUUUGAGAGCUUUGCCAGUGUGUCUCUUCUUAGAAAAUAGCUGACUGUGAAUUCAGAUGCACAAAACACUCAAGUGUCAGACUUGCUAUUAAAGAAUGUGAAAGUCCAAGUAAAUGAACGUGCGUUUGUAGCUAUGGCUAUUAUGGUUACUUAGCAUUUGGAUUUCUUUUAAGGUGGGACCUAAAUCCUAGGGUUUGUUUAUUUGUUAAACUGAUUUUUCCCUAAUCAAAUAGAAGUCAAAGGAGGUUGAUCUUAAGGAGGGAAAGGGCGGGUUUGGAUCUAUCCAUAAAUAGAUAUGUGGUGGGAUUGGAAGAGAGUAUUACUUUGAAUGUGAGGCUGAAAGUCUUUUUAAUGUAGAAAUCUCAAAAAAACUACCUGUGACUGAAUGAGAUGGAGAGAGAUUUACAUUCCACACUUGUACCCUUAAGUCAUCAGACUUAACUGAUCUGUAUGUAUCGAUACCUCGAACAGCCCUGAUUUUUAAAAGCUGUUCCAUGAACUUGUUUAUUAUAGGGCAUUUUCUGAUUGCACUUCCUUAAGUUAUGAAUGUAUGAGAAAGAAAUCCUUCACAAUACUGUGCCUCCUUUUGUGAAUGCUUAAUCAUGUAAAGUAAACACAGUUGAGGCCUCUCUGAAGUGAAACCCAACUGUGUUUACUAAAAUGUGUGAAACAAAGUGAGCCCAGUUCUACCAAGGCUAUGGCACUCUCCUGUGAACUUGCACAGGUUUGGACAUCGAGGGGCUUUGCAAGAUCACAUGGAAACAAGACUGCCUUGGCCAUUGUGAGUACUGCUUUGUAGCCCGUUUUCAGUACCUAACCUGGCACUUAUGCGCUUUCAGUAGAUAGAUGGCUGACUGAUGGAUGUAGGACUGGCUCACCCAGGCAAUGUGACUUUGAUCAAGUCAUUGAACAUACGUGGGCCUGGGUUUCCUGGUCUGUGGGCGCUGGGUCAGAUCUUAACGAUCCCUUCCAGCUUUGCAAUGUUGAUUGUAUAUUCUCCCUUUAUUAGAUUCAGUUACUUUAUAAGUGCUACAACAUUUUUAAUCCCUUCACUUUAACAUAGGUAAUGUUGAACAGUUGAGCAACAUUCAGUUCAUUUGUAAAGCUGGAAAAAGGAAAUGAUUUUAAAUAUUAAGUGAGGGCUGAGCGGGUAGCUCAGUGAUAGAAGAACACUGUGCUUGAAGGCAUGAGGCCCUGAGUUUGAUCCCCAACACUGGAAAAGAAAAAAAAAAUUUUUUUAAAGUGAGCUGAGCUCACCUGAACUGGUAUAUUUCUGUGGGUAUAAAACUGUAGUUACUUCUUGUAAUCAGCUAUAUAAUUUUGACAAUUGUUGAGCCAAUUUUGUUUUUAAAAAUUCAAACUCUAAAAGUAAUUUUUGACUAAGAAUAUAAACUUUUUCCAAACUGAAUUACUUGAGAGAUAAAUAUAUAUAUUUUUAUUAAAGUAUCUUUUACUAGUUUCAUACCAAUGUUAAAUAUCCAGAGACCACAGGCUGCAUCUGUUACUAAACUAAACUCAGUUAUAUUUCACUUUGGGCUGGAUUAAAGCAUCAGUCCACUGUACUCGUAAGUAAAUUAUUUUAAAUAUUUACAUGAUGAAUUGGAGAGUAGGAAGUUCGCAAAAUCUAAAUUUGAGCAAAUUGCUUAAGGUGACCAUUUGGAAAAUUAAAAUUGCUGUGCAGUUGUUUUGCUUUUGCCUCUUAAAAUGAAAGUAUGUUGAUAAUUACUGUACGUUAUCCAGCAGCCGUAACAUUUAUCAAACACCUGCCUGGAUCCCAUAUGUGAUAUAUGUGUCCCAGAUUUAACUUAUAAAUAUUGAGACUUUUCAUGAGCUUCUCCUAACCCAUUCUCUCUGUUGCCCUGCCUCCUUUUUAAAAUAAUUUUUGUAUUUUACUGAUUUGUAAACAUCGCUUUUUAAAAAAUUUUUGUUGUUCUUUUUAGCCCCCUAUCAUGUGGGAGGAUUAAAAUGAACAUAUUCUGGGACUAUUAUUGGAAGUUUAUUUUAGUACUUUGACACUCCUAUCAAAAGGGAAAUGAGGCAUUUAAGAGCAAAGCACUUAAUUUGUUAUUUGCUUCUUGUCCUAAUUUGGUGGGUGUGACUUAGUAAUAUUUUUGGAAAAAUAUUUUAGGCUGGUGCCUUAUUUUUGUCAGCGAUCAGAGUGGUUAGGCUAUUCAUUCCUUAUUGUAGUAUGUGUAACAGGAAGGAGAUUUUCAUGUUUUUGUACCCAGGCAAGUUCCAAUUUAAUAUCAAAACUACACUGUAAUGCUGCAUACAAAAUAUAUUUUGAUUCUUUAAUUCUAAUUUAUUGGUACCAAAGCUCUCUUUUGCUAUAGACAAUUAAGAGUUGACCUUUUAAGCUAAUUUUACUUGCUCGGUAAUAGUUUUUUGAAAUAGUUGAUGAGCAAUUAAUUUCCACUUUAAAGUCCACUGUCAUUUAGUGAUCAAUUCUGUGAAUGGAUUGAUUGUCUAUGUAAACAUUUUUAGCAGUUAUUUUUAUUUAUAAUUCAUAAAGAUCUCUAUAACUCAAAAUAACUUUUUUGUAAAAGAAAAUUUGUUUACUCGUCCAGGAGUAGGCUCUUCUGUCUGUGUUAUAUGCUAGCAAAUCAAGAAUUUGCUAGGUAGAAGACAAGAUUUAAGUAUAUUUGUAGUUAUUUUAGGAUCUCAGUUUUAGUUAAUAAAAUACUUAGUUUUGAUUUGUCUUUUUAAAUUGUUUUAAUAAUAUUUUAAAUGAGCACAAAGAAUGUUAAAGUUCAGACUGAUCUCUUUAAAAGGUGAUUUUUUUUUCUGUGUGAUGAACAGUUUCUCCUCUUGCAUUAAUGGUUUUGUAAUGCUGGUUAAGACAUACAAAAUAAAAUGUGUGCCUACUUAUUUUUGCAAA
Messenger RNA from Cavia porcellus (domestic guinea pig), 5017 nucleotides. It is a transcript of the gene Galnt4, whose product is annotated as polypeptide N-acetylgalactosaminyltransferase 4. Gene Ontology annotation, molecular function: polypeptide N-acetylgalactosaminyltransferase activity. The transcript has a single exon. Gene Ontology annotation, cellular component: Golgi apparatus. The coding region runs from base 188 to 1936 and encodes 582 amino acids. Gene Ontology annotation, biological process: protein O-linked glycosylation. The record is from RefSeq and is a predicted model, not a curated record. Lineage: Eukaryota; Metazoa; Chordata; Mammalia; Rodentia; Caviidae.